AUAUAUAUAUAUGUAUAAUAUAAUUUGUUUCUCAUACGUUUCCUUUCGUUUACUUCUUACAUUAACAAAAAGCUUUUUACAUGGAUUCUAAUCGGUUUCUUUAGAUGUAUUAUUUUGUUAGUUGAAGAUCAAUGUACGAAUGCUAAAAGAAAUAAUUUAGGACGUUGUGACAAAUAUUGAAUAUCAACGAGUGAAGAAUAAAAAUUUUAAGAGCUGUUCUUUGUCGUCUACGACUUUUCUCAUUUUUCUUUCUCUCUUUUUUUUUAAAAUUAAUUUUAAGAGAAUAGAAAUUCUUCGAAUAUACAUAUAUAUACAUAUACAUAUAUUUUAACAUCUUUUCAUCUUACAUGAAAUCAUCGUGUGAUCUUUUUAUGUCCACCUUCGAAUCAGAAGAUUGACGACAACAAAUGAAUUCGACAUGGAAGAAUAUAAUGAGCGAGUCGGUAAAAGUGGCCGUAAGAUGUCGGCCUAUGUGCAGUCGAGAAAAGCAACAGGGGUGCCGGAACGUCGUGACGAUCGACAGUUUGUCAAAAUGUUGUACAUUGGAGAAUCCAUCUGCGAAUGGAAAUUUGACGGGUGGAAAGGUGUAUCAGUUCGACGCAGCAUUUGGUUCAGAUUCAAGUACGGAAUUGGUUUACGAGGACGUUGGAUCGGUCAUCGUGGAGGCUGUACUUCAUGGUUACAAUGGUACAGUCUUUGCUUAUGGGCAAACAGGUUGCGGAAAGUCUUACACUAUGCGAGGUUUCAUCGAACGUACAUUGGAACAUUUGUUCGAGGCAACUUCAACUUCGAGCACGGAGACACGUUAUUUGGCAUUACUUAGCUAUCUCGAGAUUUAUAACGAACGUUUGCGAGAUCUAUUGAAGGAAGGUACUGGUGAGACGUUGUUGAUGUUGAAGGAAGAUACAACCAGAGGGACUUACGUAGCUGGUGGUUUGCGCGAGGUCACGGUCAAGAACGCUGCCGAAUGUGCACGUUUGAUCGAGCAAGGUGAUAAAAAAAGGGCAGCAGCCGCUACGAAGAUGAACGCAGCAAGCUCGAGGAGUCACGCGGUUUUGACGCUUGCACUCGAGGCAAUAGCUAUCAACGAUAACGACAAGGGUGGUAGUAACGCCAUUAGAAGAGGAAGACUUCAUUUGGUCGAUUUGGCUGGUUCGGAGAGACAAACGAGAACCGGGGCUACUGGGGAUCGUUUGAAGGAAGCUGCUAGUAUUAAUUUGAGCUUAUCCGCUCUUGGUAACGUCAUUAGUGCAUUGGCUGCUGGCAAUGGUCGACAUGUACCAUAUAGGGAUAGUAAAUUGACCAGGUUACUGAGGGAUAGUCUUGGUGGCAAUGCAAGAACACUUAUGAUAGCAUGCAUCAGUCCAAGCGACAUUGAUGCCGAAGAGACAUUGAGUACACUUCGAUAUGCCGCAAGAGCACGUUGCAUUAAAAACAAACCGAUCGUCAACGAGGACCCUAAAGAUGCUUUGUUGAGGCAAUAUCAAUUGGAGUUACAGAGGCUUCGCAAAUUGUUGGAAUCGAACGAUAAGAUAAACGAUUCGAAGGACCUUGAAUUAGAAAUCGACGUUACGGAAAGGGAAUAUAAUGAAGAAGUCGAGAGAUUGAGAAAGGAAUGUGAGAAUUCGAAUUUGUCUGCUAAAAAAUUGCGAGAGGAACUCGAUAUAUUGAGAUCGCGAUACGAGAAUGAUAACGGUAAGACUACAUUGCACGAGGGUGAACCUGUUAUCGACGAAUUGGAUAGGGAACGAGAAGAAAAACGAAGGAAGAAGAGAGAAGCUGCGAAACAAGAAGUAUUAAGGAGAUUGGAGAAACUUACGAUCGGUGGGGAGGCACUUGACAAUAACGAGUUAAGAAAACGAAGGGAAAAGAGAAGAAAGAGAUUGCAAGCUCUUGCUGGUGUUUUAGAAGCUAGCAGUCAAGAUGGCGGUGUCUUCCAAGUUUACGGUCAACUGAGGUCUACCGAGGAUGCAUUAAAAAGAAUGGCAAAAAGAGUACGUCAACUCGAAGCGGAAGCUGCCGAUCUCCAAGCAUCCUGGGACGCUGAACGUCGUGAUCUCUUACGACGUGAAUUACUUACGUCACAAUUGUGCGAUGCAAUGAUACCACAUUUACGACCAGGUUGUCCACUCCGCGACGUAGGAUCGGUAAGAGCAUCGGCAACUUGGUCUGAGGAAUUAAAUCGAUGGAGAUUUCCGGAUGCGUCUAGUUACAUAACGUUACCGCCAACGUUCGUGCAAUUACGGGAUGGUAUGGUGAACACCGUAACGAUACCAGGAACGACAUCGAAGGCAGAUCUUAACAACAAUAAUAACAGUAACAACAAUACCGGUAACAACGGGAAAGAGGAUUUUAAAACAACGAAUUUAAUGUCAACUAACGAGAUUUCGACGGAGGAGACGAAUGAUGAUAAAAAUAAAAAAAAGGAUACGACCAAGAAACUCGACAUUGCUGACACAUAUUUUCGUAGAAACAGGAUCGAUACGCUGUUGGCACGUGUCAAAGAGGCAAAAACAUUUGAAAUAGGAAAUCGUUUAAGUAAAUCCGGUGGUUCGGAGGAUACAAUACUUCCCAUUAAUAACAACUAUCUUCAAUUAAAUGCAUUGAACUUGCAAAGUAGUGCACCGGUAAUCAGCGAAUCAAAUGUUUACAAACCCAGUCAACAUCCUAGACCCGUUCAUGGUCAUUCAACUCGACACGCUUGGACCAUCGAUGAUAAUCCAACAAAUAGAACUUAUGGUUCGUUCGUAACUAAUAUGAAAAAAAAUCCACCAAGGAUAUUAGAAGCAUUACCGUCUUAUCCUCAAGGCAAUGGACAACUUGUUAAUAAUCCGUUUCGUUUUAACGAAAGGAUACCUUCUAGAUUCGAUCAAAAUGAUGAUCAACGACAUGAACAACAACACGAACAAGAAGAAGAAGAAGAUGAAGAAGAAGAAGAAGAAGAAAAACGACGUGAACAUCGUUUACUCAAUCUCGAUCGAAAUUUUCAUUCGUCUAACACGAGCUAACGAUAUUGAUUAAUUAACAAAUUUGUUAAGUAACGAUUAUUAAUUAGAUAAUUGAUAUUUAACCGUCGAAUGUUGACCGUCGAUUUUAU
Messenger RNA from Vespula pensylvanica (western yellowjacket), 3097 nucleotides. Its product is annotated as osmotic avoidance abnormal protein 3-like. Gene Ontology annotation, molecular function: ATP binding; microtubule binding; microtubule motor activity. Bases 408 to 3008 code for a protein of 866 amino acids. NCBI's taxonomy places the organism in Eukaryota, Metazoa, Arthropoda, Insecta, Hymenoptera, Vespidae. The record is from RefSeq and is a predicted model, not a curated record. The transcript is spliced from 6 exons. Gene Ontology annotation, biological process: microtubule-based movement.